Drosophila busckii is the source of this 895-nucleotide messenger RNA. RefSeq names its product mitochondrial pyruvate carrier 2. The transcript is spliced from 3 exons. The record is from RefSeq and is a predicted model, not a curated record. Gene Ontology annotation, cellular component: mitochondrial inner membrane. Bases 117 to 596 code for a protein of 159 amino acids. Lineage: Eukaryota; Metazoa; Arthropoda; Insecta; Diptera; Drosophilidae. Gene Ontology annotation, biological process: pyruvate import into mitochondria. Gene Ontology annotation, molecular function: pyruvate transmembrane transporter activity.
GUUCACUGCCACGCUAAACAACAGUACGAGUAAAACCGUCUGUCCGCUACGUUCGUCGUGAGCAGCUGUGCUGGUUGGAAUUUUAUUAGUUGUUGUUGUUUACGCGCACAAAAAAAAUGUCUUCAGCAGCCGUUCAACCACCACCACCUGCUCCAGCACCGCGGCCACCACCCUCAACAGCAACAGCAGCCGCAUCCGCUGGCAAGGGAAUCCAUUCAAAAUUAUACAAUGGCUUAAUUGGAGCUUGUGACAAAUUUGUGCCAGCGAAAAUGCGCCCACUUUGGCUACAUCCUGCGGGACCCAAAACGAUAUUCUUCUGGGCACCUGUGUUCAAAUGGGGCCUGGUUGCUGCUGGACUCGGAGAUUUGGCACGGCCGGCGGAUACAAUCUCCAUACCGGCUUGCGGUGCACUGGCUGCCACGGGCAUUAUCUGGUCUCGUUACUCCCUUGUCAUAAUACCCAAAAACUACAGUUUAUUUGCGGUGAAUCUCUUUGUUGGCUUGACGCAAGUAGUGCAACUUGGCCGUGCCUUUAAUUAUCAGCAGGGUCAGGAAAAACUGAAGAAGGAGCAAGAAGAAAAACCAGCGGUAGCGUAAGGAUAGCGGAGAAUUCACUGGGUAGUUCAAAUGUUUUCGAGCAGGGACAUACGCACAUUAACCAAUUGACGCAUAUCAAGGCCAGUGCGUAACCAAUUAAAUGGUGUUUAGUUUAGUUUAAGAAAACUGACCAUUAUUUUUACUUAUGGUUUGUUGAGGCCUUACUGAACGUGAUUCAUAUUGCAUAAGUUGUAAAUGUUUGAGGCUUCGUAUAUAUUACACGUAGUCUAAUUGCACAUAUUUGUGAUUAUUUUUUUCAACAAAAUAUAUAUGUACAUUCUCGAGACUGUAGAAAAUAA